Molecule: messenger RNA, 819 nt
Organism: Purpureocillium takamizusanense
Lineage: Eukaryota; Fungi; Ascomycota; Sordariomycetes; Hypocreales; Ophiocordycipitaceae
Exons: 1
Coding region: 1-819 (272 amino acids)
Source: RefSeq, a predicted model, not a curated record
AUGAAGCUCUACCCUAGCCUUUCCGAUGAUCUCGCCGCCUGGGCGCAGAGACAGCCCGUCUUCUUCACGGCAUCGGCAGCUACGCAUGGAGCGCACAUCAACGUAUCCCCCAAGGGCCUCACCGACACGCACUUUGCCGUCCUUGGGCCCAACCGAUGCGCUUACAUCGACCGCACAGGCUCUGGCUGCGAAACCAUUUCCCACGCAUACGAGAACGGCCGCCUGUGCCUCAUGUUCAUGAGCUUUGGAAAUGCGCCCCGCAUCAUGCGCAUCUUCUGCCGCGCCAGCGUCGUCGAGUGGGACCAGCCCUCCUUCCCCGAACUCGUACGAAAGAUUGCCCAAGACAAAAGAACAGCAUUCGAUGGUGCUCGCGCUGUCAUUGUUUGUGACAUAUGGGAGGUGCAGACAAGUUGUGGCUUCGGCGUGCCACGUGUCAAGAAGGCGCUGUAUGCUCCUGAAGAAGAGGGCCCACCGACCCCGGUCGAGGAUAUCUUGCGCGACGGUUUUGAGCCGGACAGAAAGCUGGAUGAGCUUGCCGUCUUUGAGGCACGUCCGACCAUGGACCACUGGGCCUCCAGCAAGACGCAGAGCAACACCCUUGUCGAGUAUCAGGGCGUCAACAACGCCGACAGCAUCGACGGUCUGCCCGGCCUGCGCAGCGCCCGCCGCGAGAGGGGGGAGUGGCUUUGGGUGCGCGACUUGAAGGCUCGCAUGAAGCGCAUUGGUGCCGAGAGGGAAGCCGUUGCCUUUGGGUUUCUGCUUGCCUUGGUCAUGUACUUUGCUCUGGUGGGCAUUUCCAGUCUCCCGCUCAAGCUCUAA